Molecule: messenger RNA, 4528 nt
Organism: Chlamydomonas reinhardtii
Lineage: Eukaryota; Viridiplantae; Chlorophyta; Chlorophyceae; Chlamydomonadales; Chlamydomonadaceae
Exons: 7
Coding region: 467-3664 (1065 amino acids)
Molecular function (GO): protein binding
Source: RefSeq, a predicted model, not a curated record
CUCCGUGAAUUCGGGUAUAUCAAUAGGAGCUUAUAGCGCUUGGAAGGCCACAGUGCUCGAUUUGUGCUAAGCUUUCGUUGUGGUGCGUCGGAGCUCUGGUUCAUACUCCCAGGCCUUUUCGAAGCCGCCGUUGUUCCACCCGACCAAUUUACUGCUUUAACCAGCUACCAAUCUAUAUAUCAUACCAAAAGAUUAGGCCUGUUACUUGCGCGUGAAGUGCUCAGGAACUGCACUACUUCGCGGCCGACUUUCUGUGCGAGCCUACAAGUUCAUUGCACAGAAGGCAUUGAAAUCUCUGAGCCUAGACUGGGAGCUCCUUCAUUCUUGAGCGCCCGGGGGGACAUGCAGUGUCCCACGGCGAAGUCUCGAAGCGGCCCCCAGCUUGCCAUGGACUUGCUGCGUUGCAAGUAGAGCUAGCAGCUGGACGGCCUCCGCCGCCUGAGCGGAGGCCAACGGCGGAACCAAAAUGAACCGGGGCUCGGGGUGGAGCUUGUUAGACGCCGUGCGCAACCACUCUGUGGAGGCGGUGCAGGCGUGUCUCGACGGAGGAGCCAACAUAAAUGAGCGCGACAACCAAAACAACACGCCGCUCAUCCUUGCGGCCUCCAAGGGCAGCGUAGCGCUGGUGCGCCAGCUGCUGGCCGCCGGCGCCGACGCCACCUGCCAGAACAGCAGCGGCCACACGGCGCUCACGCGCGCCUGCGCCGCCGGCAAGGUGGAGGUGGUGCAGCUGCUGCUGGCGCACCCCAGCCCCUCCGCCGCCGCCGCUUCGCACCUGAACCUGCGCGACAACCACGGCAACACCGCGCUGCUGUGGUGCGCGCGCACCGGCAACGCGCAGCUGUGCAAGCUGCUGCUGGAUGCGGGCGCCAACGUGAACCAGCCAGACAGCAGCGGCCGCACGCCCAUCUUCCACGCCUGCGUGGCGGGCAGCAGCGCUGUGGCGCAGCACCUGGUGGCGGCGGGCGCGGACCUUUCGGCGCGCGACACGUCCGGCAAGACGGCGCUGGAUUACGUGCAGCAGAACGCGGAGAUGCGGGCGCUGCUGCAGUCGGCGGCCAUGGGCAGCCGCCGCACCAGCUUCACCGGCGGCGCGACCGGCAGCGUCUCCGCCAGCGGGUUCCUCAGCAGCCCAGGCAUGGCGGCGGCAGCGGCGGCAGGCUCGCUCACACCGCCGGGCAGCGCGCCCACCUCGGUGGCCAUGAAUGCGGCGCCGGGGUCGUUCAAUGUGAGCGGCCUGGCCAGCGGCGGGCCGGUCAGCGCCGGCGGGGUGGCGGGCGGCACGAUAGCCAUGCUAAGCUCGCCGGCGCUGCGCGCGUCGCUGGUCGCGGGCAGCAACAGCAACAACAACAGCGCGCGGCCCUCGCAGGCGUUCCACUCGCUCACGACGGCCUUGCAGAGCGGCAGCGAUGCCACCGUGAUCUCCAUGCUGGCGGCCCCCGGCGCGGAGGCACUGCUGCAGCAGCGCGACAUGCUGCGCAACAGCGCGCUUCACUUCGCCGCCAGCCGUGGCUCGCUGCCCGUCAUCAGCCGGCUGCUGGAGCUGGGCCGCGGCUUGUACGGCCCGCCGGUGGCGGGCGGCGGCACGCUGGGGAACGGCAGCGAGUCGGGCGCGGGCGCGGGCAACGGCAACUGGGUGGACGACUCUAACAUGGACGGCCACACGGGGCUGUACCUGGCCUGCCGCGGUGGGCACCGGGCGGUGGUGCAGGUGCUGCUGGCGGCGGGCGCCAGCCCCAACACGCCCUCGCGCGAGGCCUCCACGCCGCUGCACGCGGCGGCCGCGGGCGGGCACGGCGACAUCGUGCGGCUGCUGCUGGACCGCGGCGCGGCGCUCAACGCGGCCGACUCGCACAACAACACGCCGCUGCUGCGCGCGGCGGAGCUGGGGCACGCCAACGUGUGCAGCAUACUGCUGCGGCAGGGCGCCUCCAUCAACGCGCGGCGCAGUGACGGCAGCACAGCCCUGCUGCUGGCGGUGAGGGGCGGGCGCCAGAACGUGGUGCAGGUGCUACUGGCGGCGGGGGCCAACCCCAACAUCGCGGACAACGACGGCGAGACGCCUCUCAUAGAGGCCUCAACUGCGGGCGCGGCGGGCGUUGUCCAGACGCUGGUGUCUCACGGCGUGGACGUGCAGGCCUGCAACCACAUCGGCGAGACGGCGCUGAUGCGCGCCAGUGUGCACAGCGACCCGGCCAUCGUGGAAGAGCUGAUAUCGGUGGGCGCCCGGCUGGACGCGGCGGAUCGGGAGCUGGGCUUCACGGCGCUCAUGUACGCCGCCAGCCAGGGCAGCGCCGCGGUGGUGGGCCGGCUGCUGUCCGCGGGCGCGGCGGUGGGCCACGCCAACAACAUGGGCAUCUCGGCACUGCUGCUGGCCAGCCGGUCCGGCUACCUGGAGGUGGUGGAGCAGCUGCUGGCGGCGGGCGCCUCCAUCGACCAGGCCGACCUCAAGGGCUACACGCCGCUGAUGGUGGCCUGUGUGGGCGGCUAUACGGGCGUGGUGUCGCACCUGCUGCGCGCGGGCGCCAACGUCAACCUGCGCAACUACGAGGGCUAUACCGCCCUGUCAGCCGCGCUGGAGUUCGGGCAGAAGGGCGUGGCGGAGCUGUUGGUGCGGCACGGCGCCGACGCCACGGCUCUGUCGGGGGCGGCCUCACUGGGCUCGGCCACUGGGAAUGGCUCACUGAAGGCGGGAGGCGGAGGAGGGGGGCAAGGCGGCGUGUCGCAAGACGGGGGCGUGGUCAGCGGCGGGCUGGGCAGCGGCGUGGGCCCGGGCGGCGGCGGCGCGAACGCGCAUCCGGGCGGGGGAACGUCGCGGAUGGCGGUCGGCGGCGGCGGGGCUGGCGGUGGCGGCGGGGGUGGGGGCGGGGGCAUGCACCAUAUGGACGGGUUGCCGAACAGUGUGUCGGGGACCAACCUGGCGGGCAUGGUGGGGGCAGGCGGCGGGGGCGCCGGGGCCGGCGCUGCGGCCAACGGCGGCGGCGGGCCGGUUACGCACGCCUCCAAGUUCCUGCAGGAGCUGGACGUGUACGAGGUGCCGCAGCGGCGCAGCAGCAAGCAGAACAUGGCGUCGGCAGCGGUUGCGGCGGGGCUGCGCGAUGUGGGCAACGGCAACAACAACGGCGCCGGCAGCCGCUCCGCCGGCCAGCUGUCGACAGGGCCUGGCGGCGGCGACCUGACGCGCGGCGCGCCCAACGGCCUUCUGCAGCAGCCCAACCACCACCACCUCACGCUCGAUGACGCCUCCCAUGCCUCCACCUCCUCUGACUUGUCAAAAGACGUCAACGCCUCGCCAGACAAACGCCUGGUUGCGGGGCCGGGCGGCGUUGCCGGUGGGACCAGCGGCGGGCAGAAUGGCGCCGGCGGCUACCCCAUUCACUCGUCGCUCAAAGGCGGCGGACUGAGCGGCCACGGCGGCGGCGGCACACCGCCACGGCCGCUGUUCAAGAAGGCCGGUCCGCCGCCCGACAACCUCAUCGUCCUCGACCCAGAUGGCCCGGACCUGUUUGAGCCGGGCAUGGUGUACCGCAGCCCCUGGGCCAAGGUGGUGGCGUUCCGGGACCCAAGCGCCGACGACGUGAUAUGGUACGAGCCGAGCGAGCCCGACGAGGUCGAGCACGCCGCGCCCACCAGCGAGCCGGGCUGUAGCUGCGUCAUCAGCUAAGAGAUGGGACUGAUUGAAUUCGUAAUACAGCACACGAGUGUUUAACAAUGUGCUGGUUGGGUUGCCUGGGCGCCUGAGCGUUGUGAAGGAUGGCGGGAGUGCAAGUGAGCCGGCGGCUCCGCCCGGCGCGGCGUGUUUCGGUGGUUGCGGCCAAGGAGGAACGCCGGUGACACACGAAACGCCGGAGGCGCGAGCAGUGGGUGCGCUGCGACAGGGCGGAAGCGUGGACAGGAUUGGCUUGUAUUGAGGCCGUGUGCGAUUCGUGCGGUGGUUGCGAUGAUGACGGCUUGAGCUCGCAUGAUCCCUGGUACGAGUGUGGCGUGGUAAGCGCUGUGCUGUGAUAGCGCGGUUGUGGGGCUGGGUACAGCAUGUGACGCGUGGCGCAAUGACAGCAGUGCUGCGGGAGACGGGGCGCAAGUUACGUGGGGCAGUGUUUGUCGUGGUGAACGACCGAAAACCAUGUGGUGUGGAUACUUGUGGCCUGGACGCUGGAGGAGACUCAAUCAAACGGUUGCGCUUGAUAGUGCUGCGUUAGCUGGGCAGGGUUGAGAGAAUCAAUACGAAAUACGAACCGAACUGCGCCAGUGUGCGGUACGUGGUUCACAGCGUUGGAUGCGCAGCUGUGUACAGUGCUCGUAUCUUAAGAAGGCAGGCGCGGCGCCAGUGACAGAUUUCCGAAAACAGGCAUCUUUGAUUUUCAGAAACCCGCUGCCGCCGCAUCUUUCAUCCCCAAAGAUUUUGCGGGGGCUCCGCCCCCGACCUAUGCACGAAUCGUGUCAGGCUUGCCCUGUUGUAGCGUGCCAAAUGCGGCUGCAGUUGCCCCCAGCCCACGUUUCGGCUCAGGCACUGUAAGAUAUUCUGCCG